GUUUGCAAGCCGGACAGGGAUAUGGAAAUACACUCAACUGCGUUCUUACUGUGUACAGAAAUGAGUCUGUGGCUGGCUUCUUCAAAGGCAUGUCCUUCCCGCUGGCCAGCAUUGCUGUUUACAGCUCAGUGGUGUUUGGUGUCUUCAGCAACACGCAGAGGCUGCUGGGCCAGUUGAGGCAUGGGGAUGCAUCCCAUGCACCAGCACUGGUGGAUGUGGCUCUUGCCAGCACAGUGGCUGGGUUCAUCUCCGUCGGCAUCGGCACGCCUGUUGACCUGGUGAAGAUCAGGCUGCAGAUGCAAACGCAGACAUACAGCACAGCCGAUGUUAAACUGAAGCCUACAGUUCCUGGCUUUCCUGUGUAUCGAGGCCCUAUUCACUGCUUUAGGACAGUCCUACAGAAAGAAGGGAUAGCAGGGAUAUACCGAGGCAUGGGAGCGAUGCUGCUGAGGGAUGUUCCUGGGUACUGCCUGUAUUUCAUCCCUUACACGUUUUUCUGUGGUUGGAUUACCCCUGACGGAUGCAUUUCCCCUAAUCCUGCUUCCAUCUGGCUUGCAGGGGGUGUUGCAGGAGCCAUUUCCUGGGGGACUGCCACUCCAAUGGAUGUUGUGAAAAGUCGGCUCCAGGCUGAUGGAGUUUAUCUAAACAAGUACAAGGGGAUUCUUGACUGUAUCUUGCAGAGCUACCAGAACGAAGGGCUAAAAGUCUUUUUUAGGGGCAUCACGAUCAAUGCAGUACGAGGAUUUCCAACGAGUUCAGCCAUGUUUCUUGGCUAUGAACUUUCUCUCAAAGCAAUGAAAAGAGACCAAACUGAGACCAAUCCUUAACUUCCAGGUCAGCGCAUAAAGACCCUCUAGUUUUUUCCAAAAAUUAGAGGAUUAA
Molecule: messenger RNA, 882 nt
Organism: Phasianus colchicus (ring-necked pheasant)
Lineage: Eukaryota; Metazoa; Chordata; Aves; Galliformes; Phasianidae
Gene: SLC25A48
Product: solute carrier family 25 member 48
Biological process (GO): transmembrane transport
Cellular component (GO): mitochondrion
Molecular function (GO): transmembrane transporter activity
Source: RefSeq, a predicted model, not a curated record